Lineus longissimus is the source of this 939-nucleotide messenger RNA. RefSeq names its product AFG2-interacting ribosome maturation factor-like. The record is from RefSeq and is a predicted model, not a curated record. Gene Ontology annotation, cellular component: nucleus; cytoplasm. Bases 9 to 719 code for a protein of 236 amino acids. Lineage: Eukaryota; Metazoa; Nemertea; Pilidiophora; Heteronemertea; Lineidae. The transcript is spliced from 5 exons.
CGUCGUGAAUGCAGGCUCGGCCAACGCGCGGCCCAUCUGGAAUGCGACAAACUGUACCGGAACCAGAAUUGUCAUGGCCUCGUGAGAAGAUGCAAGCAGAAGUAGCUCUUUCUCAACAAUUGAAUAGAAGCUUUAAGGUCAUCAAAAAGAAUCUGUCACUUUGGGAUCAGACACUUUUAGAAGGUCGGCCAUGUGUGGACAGCAUCAGCAACCUGGCUGAACAAUUAGAGUGCUGCCAGAGGGUGAAGGUGUCAGCUACUCCUCUUAAGAACUUUGAGAACUUGCAGGAACGGUUGAUAGGAAAAUUGAUCAGCACAAUUGAAGAUGAGAUAAUAAAGUUCAUCGAACUUCAACAGCAGCUGCAGGAUGUCUCGGACCGCUUGUCGAAGGAGAAUGACAAAUGUGUCACUCUGUACCAAUGUCUAAGAGUCCAGCUUCCAGUCGAGGUGAUGGUCUCCAGGAUGCCAUUCAGGCCAUCUUAUGCAGACAUGUUGGAGAUGAUCAGAGAUGUUGAUCGGAUAUGUCAUGAGCUAUCUGCAACACGGAGCUAUCAUUGGGACCAGCUGGACUACAACAAGCCUGCAGUCGUUCAAGAAGUCAUGACCUCACUGAAAAAGACCAACAAGUUGCAGGAUCAAAUGGAAGAAACCUUGGCAAAAGUACAAUUCUUCCUUGAUGACAGUUUCUCAACCGAGAUGGAUAUGCCAGCUUUCGAGUGAAUCGUAGACUGACGAGCAUGUCGACUUCUCCUCUGGCAGAUGUUGGAGACAACACGGAUGAUGUGACAACACUGCCAUUGACGCAAAAUUGCAAUGUGAAAUGUGAGUGAUCAGCCGACAGGUGUGCUGAAUGAACCAUGAACUGAUCUGGUGAAUCAUCCUCCACAGAUGAAGAUAAGACCUGUAACGCUCCGAAAAUAAAUGGACCAAUAAUAAAGUA